Messenger RNA from Eucalyptus grandis, 909 nucleotides. RefSeq lists its product as uncharacterized. The record is from RefSeq and is a predicted model, not a curated record. The transcript is spliced from 2 exons. Bases 23 to 601 code for a protein of 192 amino acids. NCBI's taxonomy places the organism in Eukaryota, Viridiplantae, Streptophyta, Magnoliopsida, Myrtales, Myrtaceae.
CUCUCUCGACAAAAUAAUAAUCAUGAAUCUCCGCUCCCACCACCCGACCGCCCGCCGCCGCUCCGCCGCCCGCCCUCCCCCGGCCGCCAUCGUCCGAGCGCCCUCCGCCUGGUCCCUCCAGACCUUCCCGCCCGAGAGCCACACCGACCUCGUCCGCCGCCGGGGCGGCCUCAUCUCCGUCCCCCGGAGGCUCCUCCCGCCGCCCCCGCCGCCGCCUCCCCCGGCCUCCGCGGCGGGAGGGGGCCCGGCGAGGCUGCUGCUGAACGUGACGGUGGAGAGGAGCCUGGGGCCGGUGCAUGUGGUGAUGGCGCGGGAGAAGAGCGUGAGCGACCUGAUAAGGGCGAGCGUGGAGGUGUACGCGAGGGAGAAGAGGCGGCCGCUGCUGAGAGGCGGCGGCGACCCUCGCUGCUUCGAGCUUCACUACUCCCCCUUCAGCUUGGAGUGUCUACGGCCAGAGGAGAAGCUGAUCAGCUUGGGGUCCAGGAACUUCUUCCUCUGCAGCAAGCGCUCCACAUCUUCCAAUUCCUCUUGCUCUGGACAAGCCAGCAUGGAGGCAAACUCCCCACUCCCACUCACCCAUCUCAUGGAUUUCCUCCUGUAGAUCAAGCCCUCCCCGGUUCAAUAGAUGGAUGGAGAAAUCAUGUUAGUUGGGACGUGCCCAAUGCGCGUGAGAGUCCAAUGUGCCUGGAAGCGCGAAUCGGGCGAAUUACGUGGGAACAAACGGGAUCGUGUAUUGGGUUCAUGUUUGUAAAUUCUCAAGGUCGGGGGCUCCAAGAGGUCGGAUGGAUUUCUCUUAUGGAAGCCAUAAUGUGUUUUUUUUCGGGAUGAUUGAUGAUAUUGGCCAUGAAAAUCAAAGUCCUAUGCUAUCUAGUGUAAAUAUUUUCUUUUUCAUACUUAUUGCGUUACUCA